Molecule: messenger RNA, 2217 nt
Organism: Trematosphaeria pertusa
Lineage: Eukaryota; Fungi; Ascomycota; Dothideomycetes; Pleosporales; Trematosphaeriaceae
Exons: 4
Coding region: 1-2217 (738 amino acids)
Biological process (GO): positive regulation of transcription by RNA polymerase II
Cellular component (GO): nucleus
Molecular function (GO): transcription cis-regulatory region binding; DNA-binding transcription factor activity, RNA polymerase II-specific; zinc ion binding
Source: RefSeq, a predicted model, not a curated record
AUGCGCUCACGAACAGGAUGCUUGACGUGCCGCCAGAGGAAGCUCAAGUGCGAUGAGCAGAAACCCGUCUGCGGCCAGUGCUGCAAAGCAUCCCGCGAAUGCGUCCCAAGUUCUGGGCUGGUUUUCCGCCACCAGCACAAUGCCUCCAUGAAUGGCGACAACGCAACAGAUGACAACGCCCUUAAAGGCUUCUACGCUUACAAGAAUACUUUCCACGAUGAGACUGUCUGGCUUGACAUUCCUAAGAACGUGACGUUCCUCAACACGACCAAUCCCUAUCUGGACCCCCUCAGCCCGGAGCUUGAGACUAUGUCUGUCACAUCGCGAGAUUCUCCAGCGCCCUUUGAGCGUCGGUCGUUCACCUCCUGGCCACGAGCUACCAACCUUGACAAUGUCACUAGCACGCCCUCCAGCACUGGACCCGAGAUGCAUCUCCAUGCGGCCAACAAUGGCCCCUUGUGCUUCACUCCAGAAGCAGAUGCGGUUCCCUCCCGUGAGCGCUCUUCUCUGAUCUCACCGCCAACAUCGUCGGUAGGGACCCCACUGUCACCCUCGGUCUCCCUUCCAAACCCGCCUCCACAUUCUCUCUUGAGCCACCCUGCCUCUAUGACGCCUCCGCCUAUCGACCCGCGUCUCUCGUCGCCAUUCGAAUCCGGUCAGAUACCUCGCUCGAGCUCAAUCGCAGCCAGUCGACGGGCACCAUCCCAUGCUGGCAUGGAGACCAUGGCCGAGCGAGAUCACGAGAUUGCAUUUCUCCUGAGGUGCUUCUCUGAAGGCCCUGGUUACUGGAUGGAUCUCUUCGACUUGGGGAGAUAUUUUUCUUCCUACGUGCCUGUCAAAGCUCGAGAGAAUCCUCUCUUGAAGUACGCCGCCGUUGCGUACUCGGCUAAAGCUCUUGCACGUGUCCAAGGGCGGAAGCCAGUCAUGGGCGGUAGCACAACCCGCCAGGCUCGGAUGGAGCUUUAUCCAGACGCCCACUCGGUAGAUUGGUAUCACAAAGCUGCGCAAUACUACGACGCCGCCGUGUCACUGCUGCUACAAGCUUUAAAGUCCGAUGCCACCAUCACUCCUGAGACAGACUCCGAAAGCGGUGAGCCAUCAUAUGUGCCCGAAGGUCCAUUGCAUAAACGGCGUCGCAAAUCAAGCAACGUCAAUCAAACGUCGAGCACAGACGAGCUGUUGGCAGCCUCGGCGAUCCUUUGCGUGUACGAGUUCCUAGACGCAUCUGUGCCAGAAUGGGCCAAGCAUCUGAACGGCGCGAAAUCCCUUCUAGUUAUUGCCCAAGAACGUAUGAUGCCUCUGCAGAUGCCGACACCUUGCCCAGCGAUCACGUCUGCCAACUUUGGGUUCAUCUCCAAAGCGCGGCGAGCGACUUUCUGGAACAUAGCUCGCCAGGAUAUGUUAGCAGCUUAUAUCAACAAAACCCAAACUCGUCUCGACACCGAAGAUCUACCUCUAUGGAAGGAAGCUGGUCUCCUCAUUGACGAUCAUGGAUAUAUCGUUCCUAGCAACACGACCGAAAGCGGCUAUCCAGAAGGCGAGAGCAUGAUGAAGGAAGACCUCAUUUGCAAUGCACUGGUUUGGCUAAUGUCUAAACUGGUCAACUUCAUGGCCGCCGGCGAUGACCUUCCCGAGAACCUUGGACCCUCCUGGGCGGGCGUGCCCCAACGUACAUUACUAGAUUACUGGCAUUCCAUGAGACGGCAAUUUCAAAGAUGGUAUGAUGGCUUGCCGAUAACCUUCCGACCGUGUGCAAGAGUCGACCCUGCCCACACUCCCGGACGGCUACUCCAAGGAGAGAACGAAAUCCUGUUUCCCGAGAUAUGGUAUUCCAUCCCCAUGUGCGCCUCCACCAUGCAAUGCUACCAUAUGAGUCAGAUCCAGCUGCUCAUGAACAAGCCGCAUGAGUCCACACAAGGGCGUACUACGGUGGUCGCUCGGUUGAACUCUUAUCAAUCCGUCCUUGCCGCUUGCCAGGCGGCUGCACGCGAAAUCAUCGCUAUAUCCCUGGCCCGCUCAGACGAAGCCGUCCGCAUCCACUCUGUUCAGCCGCUGUUCACUGCAGGCCAGUGUCUAAGCGAUCCUAGAGAACGCCAGGUAGUGCUGGGCCUCCUUCGCGAUAUUGAGACCGACAUUGGCUGGGCUACCGACUAUCGAGUGAGGCAGCUUGUUGAGCAAUGGCAAUGGGAAGAGCAUGAAGGAACGCUUGCGUCAUGA